This is a messenger RNA of Meriones unguiculatus (Mongolian gerbil), 7944 nucleotides long. RefSeq names its product adaptor related protein complex 3 subunit beta 1 (gene Ap3b1). Gene Ontology annotation, cellular component: AP-3 adaptor complex; clathrin adaptor complex; membrane coat. Gene Ontology annotation, biological process: vesicle-mediated transport; intracellular protein transport; anterograde synaptic vesicle transport. The coding region runs from base 448 to 3705 and encodes 1085 amino acids. The transcript has 27 exons. The record is from RefSeq and is a predicted model, not a curated record. Lineage: Eukaryota; Metazoa; Chordata; Mammalia; Rodentia; Muridae.
GGAGGAGAGGGGCGGAAACCAGCCUGGGGGAGCGAGCUCGUGACCGCCAAGCCAGCGGGCAGCAGAGGUGAAGCAAGCACCCCGGAGGCUCUGAGAUCUCCUUCGGCAGGACGCAUCAGGGCCUCAAGCCCAGCUUACUAGCCCACCACCCUACUGCAAACUCGUUGUAACUCCCAGCUUCCGGUCAAGGGUCCCGGGUACGGCUUGCCGGCCACCAGUAACACCCGGAGCGCGGGCCCCAGCGAGGCCGGAGCGGCGGGCCCGGGCCCGGACGCACCCAGUGCGCACGCGCAGGGGUGGGCCGCCGGGUCAGCCGGAGCAGUGACGAGCCCGGAAGCGCCGGCGCGCGCCCCUCCGGCCGCAGAACUAGUUUUGUGCGGUGUCCUCGGGACGCGAGCCCUUCGGAGAUACCCCGGACGCACCCGCCCGCUCGCCGGCACCGCCGCGAUGUCUAGCAACAGUUUCGCUUACAACGAGCAGCCGGGAGGAGGGGAGGCGGCGGAGCUGGGGCAGGAGGCCACCUCGACCAUCUCUCCCUCGGGCGCCUUCGGCCUCUUCAGCAGCGAUUGGAAGAAGAAUGAGGACCUGAAGCAGAUGCUGGAGAGCAACAAGGAUUCUGCCAAACUCGAUGCUAUGAAGCGGAUUGUUGGGAUGAUCGCAAAGGGGAAAAAUGCGUCAGAGCUCUUUCCUGCUGUUGUGAAGAAUGUGGCCAGUAAAAACAUCGAGAUCAAGAAGUUGGUAUAUGUUUACCUCGUCCGAUAUGCUGAAGAACAGCAGGACCUGGCGCUCCUGUCUAUAAGCACUUUUCAGCGAGCUUUGAAGGACCCAAAUCAACUAAUUCGUGCAAGUGCCUUGAGGGUUUUAUCAAGCAUUAGAGUGCCAAUUAUCGUGCCUAUCAUGAUGCUUGCUAUUAAGGAGGCUUCAGCUGAUCUGUCACCGUAUGUUAGGAAGAAUGCAGCCCAUGCUAUACAGAAGUUGUACAGUCUUGAUCCAGAGCAGAAGGAAAUGUUAAUUGAAGUCAUUGAGAAGCUUCUGAAAGAUAAGAGUACUCUGGUGGCUGGCAGUGUGGUGAUGGCUUUUGAAGAAGUGUGCCCGGAUAGAAUUGAUCUGAUUCACAGGAAUUACCGAAAGCUCUGUAACCUGCUGGUGGAUGUUGAAGAGUGGGGGCAGGUUGUCAUCAUCCACAUGCUCACAAGAUACGCUCGGACACAGUUUGUCAGCCCCUGGAGAGAGGAUGAUGGUCUAGAUGACAACGAAAAGAAUUUCUAUGAAUCUGAUGAUGAAGAGAAGGAAAAGAAUGACAAGAAGAAGCCAUAUGCUAUGGAUCCAGACCACAGGCUCUUGAUUAGAAACACAAAGCCUUUGCUUCAGAGCAGGAAUGCAGCGGUGGUUAUGGCUGUUGCUCAGCUGUAUUGGCACAUCUCACCCAAGUCAGAGGCUGGCGUUAUUUCUAAAUCGCUGGUGCGCCUACUUCGUAGCAAUAGGGAAGUACAGUAUAUUGUCUUACAAAAUAUUGCAACUAUGUCAAUUCAGAGAAAGGGUAUGUUUGAACCUUACCUGAAGAGUUUCUAUGUCAGGUCCACUGAUCCAACUAUGAUCAAGACACUGAAGCUUGAAAUUUUGACAAACUUGGCAAAUGAAGCCAACAUAUCAACUCUUCUUCGAGAAUUUCAGACCUAUGUGAGAAGCCAGGACAAACAGUUUGCAGCGGCCACUAUUCAGACGAUAGGCAGAUGUGCAACCAGCAUUACUGAAGUUACUGACACUUGCCUCAAUGGCCUGGUCUGCCUGCUGUCCAACAGGGAUGAAAUAGUUGUUGCUGAAAGUGUGGUUGUUAUAAAGAAAUUGUUGCAAAUGCAGCCUGCACAGCAUGGUGAAAUUAUUAAACAUAUGGCCAAGCUCUUGGACAGUAUCACUGUUCCUGUGGCUAGAGCAAGCAUUCUUUGGCUAAUUGGAGAAAACUGUGAACGAGUUCCUAAAAUUGCCCCUGAUGUUUUGAGGAAAAUGGCUAAAAGUUUCACUAGUGAAGAUGAUCUGGUGAAAUUGCAGAUUUUAAAUCUUGGAGCAAAGUUGUAUUUAACCAAUUCCAAACAGACAAAAUUGCUUACCCAGUACAUAUUAAAUCUCGGCAAGUAUGAUCAAAACUACGACAUCAGAGACCGCACAAGAUUUAUUAGGCAGCUUAUUGUUCCGAACGAGAAGAGUGGCGCUUUAAGUAAAUAUGCCAAGAAAAUCUUCCUCGCCCAGAAGCCUGCACCGCUGCUCGAGUCUCCCUUUAAAGAUAGGGAUCAUUUCCAGCUUGGCACCUUAUCUCAUACUCUCAAUAUUAAAGCAUCCGGGUACCUGGAAUUAUCUAAUUGGCCAGAGGUGGCGCCUGACCCAUCGGUUCGCAAUGUAGAGGUAAUAGAGCCAGCAAAAGAAUGGACCCCAGUUGGAAAAACAAAGAAGGAAAAACCUGCUAAGAAAUUUUACUCUGAGUCUGAGGAGGAGGAGGAAGAAGGUGAGGAAGAGGACUCCUCUGAUAGCAGCGGUGACAGUGACAGUGAGACUGGGUCUGGAGGUGAGAGUGGAGACACAGGCAGGAGCAGUGAGGACAGCAGCGAGGACUCCUCCAGUGAACAAGAGAGCGAGACUGGAAGCGAGGCAGAUGCAGAACGCAAAACCAAGAGGAAAAGUGAUUCAGAAGAUGGGGAGAAGAAAAAUGAAAAAUCCAAAGCUUCUGAAUCAUCCAGUGAGGACUCCAGUUCCAUUGAAGAAUGUUCUUCAGAGUCAGAGUCAGGGUCCGACAGUGACCCUGCACCUCGAAAACUGGCUAAGGCAAAAGAAAGAAAACCCCAGCAAGAAAGACAGCCUCCCUCCAAAGAUGUUUUUCUUCUGGAUCUAGAUGAUUUUAACCCAGUUUCCACUCCCGUUGCCCUUCCUACACCAGCCCUUUCUCCGAGCUUGAUAGCUGAUCUUGAAGGUCUAAACUUGUCAACUCCUUCGUCAGUCAUCAACGUCAGUACACCUGUCUUCGUGCCAACAAAAACCCAUGAGCUGCUUCACCGAAUGAGUGGGAAAGGACUGGCAGCCCAGUAUUGCUUCCCAAGACAGCCUUGCAUUUUUGGUGACAAGAUGGUCUCUGUCCAGAUAACCCUGAAUAACACUUCUGACCGAAAGAUAGAGAGCAUUCACAUAGGGGAAAAAAGGCUUCCUGGACGCAUGCAGAUGCAUGGUUUUCAUCCAGUAGAUUCCCUGGAGCCUGAGGGGUCCGUUACUGUCUCAAUGGGUAUUGACUUCUGUGAUUCUACACAGACUGCCAGUUUCCAGUUGUGCACCAAGGAUGAUUGCUUCAAUGUGAGCAUCCAGCCACCUGUUGGGGAACUACUUUUACCUGUGGCCAUGUCAGAGAAGGACUUCAAGAAGGAGCAAGGAAUGCUCACGGGAAUGAAUGAGACCUCGGCUACAGUCAUCGCUGCACCACAGAACUUCACCCCCUCCAUGAUCCUCCAGAAGGUUGUAAAUGUUGCCAAUGUCGGCGCAGUGCCUUCCGGCCAAGAUAACAUACACAGGUUUGCAGCUAAAACUGUGCACAGUGGGUCAUUGAUGCUAGUCACUGUGGAACUGAAGGAAGGCUCCACAGCCCAACUUAUCAUAAACACCGAGAAAACCGUGAUUGGCUCUGUUCUGCUGCGGGAGCUGAAGCCUGUCCUGUCCCAGGGGUAACCUGCUUACAUCUGGACUUUAGAAUCUGGCACACAACCAAAGUGCCUGGCAUCCAGUCCCGCUGCCUUUCAUUUACAACAAUAGCCCUUCCAUCUGGCAUGGGGAAGAGCACGCUCUUGACAUUCUUGUCUCCUGCUUUAGAACGCUGGUGUGUAUCUAUCAUGUAUGCAGUCCCUUCCCCUCUUCGCUUUGCUAACCAAAGAACAUAUAUUUUACUGUCAGUUUUCUCAACUCCUGAGUCCAUGUGGCAUUUCCUCUGUCCUCUGAUUACCUUUGGCCUCAUUUUCCUUCUGGUUUUUGAGAAUGAUGGACGUGAAUCAGAUACUGAAAGUGCACUGGGAGUCAUCCUUCCUACAGCAGUAAGCAAAAAUUAGCAAGGAAAUCAUAUAAAUGGCCUCUCAGCUUCGUAUAUGAAAAGGAAAUAGCAUACUUUUUUAAAUUAAAUGCAAAAAAAAAAAAAUGGUCUCUGCAAAAAUCCCCUUCUUUGAACUUCCUGGUAUUGUAAUUGGUUAUUGACAAUUGUCAUCAUAAAAUUGCCCCUGAAUAAUAAGAUAAAUAAACUAGCAUAUGAACAGCAUUUGCUUCCCCUGAUCCUCACUGGCUGAACGUCUUUAUUCAAAGUAUUUCUGGUCACAACUUUGGGGAAUCAUGGGACUUCGUUAAUGAAAGAGAAGCUACUCCCAACAAGGGAAAGGGUCUCGUUGAAUUUCGCUCUUUUGUUUGAGUAUCUGAGAUGGGUUUCAUGGAGCAGGCUGCACUGGCCUUAAACUUGAAAUCCCCCCUCUGCUCCUCAGAGCCAGGACGGUGGGCAUGCGUCAGCACCCUCCGCUCUCUGAACUGGGGAAGUGUGUAACUGUGCCGCACUCUGGCUGAUGGCUGCCUCGGGGAGAGAGCAGAAGCUGUGCGGAACGUCAGGUGCCUCUCUGUGCAUUUUAACCUUAGGAGAGAGCUGACCACCAGGCUACACCUGAUAAGUAAAACCCGAGAUCCAUGUUCCUUUUAAAAAUCUUGGUGCCCAAGAUCGUUAUUAAUUUUUGAUAAAACUAACUAUUGCACAGUUGAUUAUGUGCUAUUUAAAAUUGUAUGAUGUGUGUGUGUUCGCAUCUUUCUGUAGAUCAUUUGCUAUUAUAGGCAAGUAACCAUCCUCACUAAAAUUGUUCUAUAUAAAUCAGAAUACCUUUCUAAUGCUUUUAUAUUUUGUUUUGUUAUUGCUGUUGUUGAGAUGGGCCCUGCUGGCCUGGAACUGACCUCGUAGACCAGGCUGGCCUCAAGCUUCCUGUCAUCCUCCUGCCUCCACCUUCCAAGUGCCGGCCUUACAAGUGUAGCAGCAUGCCUGGUUGGUGCAUGAUUUAAUUCCAGCACUCAGGAGGCAGAAGCAGGUGCAUCUCUGUGCGUUCAGGGCCAGCCUGGUCUACAUAAAGAGUUCCAGGACAGCCAGGACUACAUAGUUGAGGUAUUUUAGUGACCUUUCUGACACAGGCGGUGCCAUCAUGAUAACACUUCCGUCCCCUUCAGUAUUAAGCAUGUUCUCACUGUGUCUGACACUAGCUGGCUUGCUACUCCUGGCCUCCAGUGAUCUCCCACAUCAGACUCCAAGGUAGCAAGGACUUGUGCCUCCAAGCCUGUCAACAGUCGUUUUUAAUUGAUUUUUAUUAUUUUUAGUUUUGUGUAUUUAUGUGGGAGUGGGUGCAUUUUAUCUUCAUAGGCCAGAGGUAUGCAAUCCCCCUGGAGCCACCUGAUGAGGGUGCUGGGGUUGAACUCAGGUCCUCUGAAAGAACCAUAUGUGUUCUUCACUGCUGAGCUCCAACAUAACAAGAAUGGUUUUUGAAAGAAAUUGUGCUGGGGGGAGGGAGCCGCAUUGAAACAUGGAGUAUACAUGAGCACUUAAAAUCUAAACUCAGUACUUUUGAAUCAUAGUAAGAAGAGCAAACAGGGUGCAGGGAAGCUACAUAUUUAAUCUUCUACAAUGAGGAAAGUAAACAUGGUGGUUAAGCUCUCUAUUCUUAGUCAGAAUACAUCUGUAAUCUCAGCAAAGCUGAGGCAAGAAGAUCACAGUUCCAGGCCAAAAAAACAAAACAAAACGAAAAUUUCUGCUCCCCAAAUAGAGCAGUGACUCAGAGUAAAGAGAAUGGUCGCAUGUCACAUGUAACAGAGGUCCUAUAAGAUUUUUGUCAACCAGUGACAUCACACCCAUAUUAUUUUGUGGAAGAACACACUGUGUUUGCACAAUGAUACAGCAUUUUUCAGAACACAUCUCUGUUGCUAAGCAACACCUCAUCAUGUAGCCCUGGAAGCCCAUGUUCUCUUUACUCUGGGAUCAUAUAUGAGGGAUAUAUCAGUCCUGACUCUCAGAACCCCCUGAAUGGUCUGCAGUCCUUCGGCAUUCCCGUUGGGCACCCCAUUGCUCUGGCUUCAGAACCGUAGCUAUUUAGUAAUAUUUUAAGAUGUUAUCAGGCUGCUUUUCUGGAGAGGAGGUUACUGUCAUCAGUCAGAGGGAGAAGUGCAUGUUACAAUAUAGAAAGUCUCUUAUUUUUCUUAGGGGUCACAUCUUGGAAAAAGAAUCAUGUAUUUAUAAUUUUGUAACUAAGAAUUUCUGUGAGACUUCCUUUUUUAAUAAGUUACUUUUGGCUGCCAGCUUCCAUAUUUAAAGUCUGUUAGAGCUGGAGAGAUAGCUUGGAGUGUUUCUCAACCUAUGGACUUGACUCCUUUGAGACGUCAAAGGCUCCUUAGCCCGGGGGUUUCCUAGUACCAUCAGAAAACAUAGACACUUACAUUACAGUUCGUAAAAGUAGCAAAAUUAGAGUUAUGAAGUAGCAAUAAAAACGAUUUUAUGGCUGGGGUCACCACAGCAUGAGGAACUGCAUUAAAGGGUUGCAGCAUUAGGAGGGUUGAGAAGCACUGGCUACAUGGGUAAUGACACCUCCCAAGCCUGGUAGCCUGAGUUCCAAUUCCUGGAACUUGUAUAAGGAUCUAGUUCAGCAGCACACAGCUAUACCCCAGCACUCCUGUGUACUGAAGUGGGAGGUGAGGACGGGAUCGUCACCUGGAAACCUGCAGGCCAGCUAGCUUGAGGAGGCAAAAACAAGGUGGCUGGCAAAAACCAACUCCACUGCCCUGGUAUAUGCGACGCCCUCUCUCUCUCUCUCUCUCACACACACACACACACACGUCUGCAGUCCUGCAGGAGGACCAGCACACCAGCUCUAGAGCUCAUAAAGGGGGCUCACUGGAGCAAAGUGGCAGACCCCCGAGACUGGGAGUCCUGAGGACUUCAGGCUGUCAUGUCUGCUGUAGCCCUUGUGGUCACCACAUCCCUCACAAUGCAUGGUUAUAGGAGAGCUCUAAGGCCCUCACUGGCACUCACAGAGCAAUGCUUGUUUCUCAUUCGGGCGUUGCUGCUGGGGCAGGCUAACGAUUCAGCCACCCCUGACAGGAACCUAGAGGGGGAGAUGGCUAGCGGUGGCCACUAAGAAAGAAUUUGGAAAAAUAGAUUGUUUGACAAGGAUAGGUAGAGAGGUUUUUGCUAGUGGCUCUGGUGUAGAAAAUCUUAGAGAACAACUUGAAGUUUAGAAAAUUACACUCUUAAUAGUAAACCUUAAAACUUUUUAAGGUUGACGAGCGAAGACAAUAGGCCAAGGUAGCACUGGCUGACCUGACACUUUGAAGCUGGGCCAGUGACUGAGGUAACAAUUUCCUUACACUUGUUUUUCGCCCUCAGCUUCCUGAUACGACUUAAUAAAAAUUAUUAAUGAGUAGAUGUGCACCUUAAAGAAUUAAAGUUGAAAUGGCUGAUUAUUUUUAUAUAAAAGUUUAGAUUUGUGAUUCUUUUAAGAUUUUUAUAAGAUACCUUUUCAGAUAAUUGGUUUUUUCCUUGUAACUGCAAAUUGCAGCCUGCCAGUAAAGAAAAAGCUGGCUGAGAAAUUCCCUUGCUUGCUCAUACUCUGUUAAUAAUAAUAUAAACAAGUUGCUUAGUUACAUAUGUGUACGGGUUCUUGGGAAUAACUUGUUUUUCAUAUUUGUUUUUCACCCAUAAUACGUAAAACAUUUGAUCAUGUUGAAGGUAUUCGGGAAUGUUUUUCUUACAUAUAUACUCAUUGUAAUCAUUUAAAGAAAAAUAGAAUGUAACCACAUUGUCAUUUUUGUACUGUUUGAAAGAUCUUGCUGGGAUAGAUAAGCUGUGGGAAAAAGAAUAAAACUAUGGUUUGAAACUCACUCUUCGGAGUUUGUUCCAUCCACCAA